This is a messenger RNA of Drosophila guanche, 1395 nucleotides long. It is a transcript of the gene Gadd45, whose product is annotated as growth arrest and DNA damage-inducible protein GADD45 alpha. NCBI's taxonomy places the organism in Eukaryota, Metazoa, Arthropoda, Insecta, Diptera, Drosophilidae. The coding region runs from base 300 to 782 and encodes 160 amino acids. The record is from RefSeq and is a predicted model, not a curated record. Gene Ontology annotation, biological process: regulation of cell cycle. The transcript has a single exon. Gene Ontology annotation, cellular component: cytoplasm; nucleus.
UUGCAAAUCAAAAUUGAAACAGCGGGAAAUAACGGUUGAGAGCGGAUCGCAAAGCGUGCCACACACAAAACGUGAAAAGAAUUUCAUAAUCAAAAGUUAAUCCAAACGCUACAACAAGCAACAACAAAAACCCACAACAACAAUCAGUGCCAGCCAGUGACAAGCAAAAAAGUCAAAAAGAGACUAGCCAAAACCACACAGUGCUAAAAGAGCCUACAAAAAUUGAUCAAGUGCCGCCAAGCCGCAAUAUAAUUUCGCCAGAGCAAGAACUGCAGCAGCCACUGGAAUACCUAAGCAACAUGGUCGUCGAUCAGAACUGCACAAUGCACCACCUGGACAUGGAGCUGGACAUGGAAUUGCCCAUGGAGUGUGCCCCCAUUGGGCGCACCGUCAAAUCGGCCCUUCUCAGGGCCCAGGACGAGUCGCGUGUGAUCGUGGGCCUGUCCGCCGCCAUCAACGUGCUGUCCAAGUCACCGGAUGGCUCCCUCUUUUGCCUGAUGGCCGUGCCCAAGGACGGAGACUCUGCCACCCACAUGCACGAGGUGCUGCUGGAGGCCUUCUGCUACGAGAACGACAUCUACGUGAUCAAAGUGGACGAUGCCACCAAGCUGAGCCGCAUUUUGGGCCAGGAGACGGUCGAGUCGUGCUGCCUGAUACAGAAGACCUGGACAGCCGACCAGGAUGAGGAGCGCCUGAGCAAAGCCGAGAAUCAAUUGGUUGACUACUGCGAGGCACACUGGGAUGCACCCAAGCAGCCCACUGUGCAGCUGCCGGCCGUGUAGGCUGUGUGAGCGGGACAGCCACAUCAUUGAACACUAAAAACCCCCGAGGACAGUGGGGCAAACAUGGUUUAAAUUGAGAGAAACUUUGCAAUGAGCGAAAACCAAUAACCAGUUAGAGGUUGAUGUACUCCAACGUCUUGGAGAGUUCCCCGAGGGAAACCGACGUUUGGGCUGCCACAGCCACAUAACUUGUACAUACAUAUGUAUAUAAAUAUCAGUCAUAUACAUAGGAUGUACAUACCUAUAUAUGUAAAAUCUUAUAUAACUGUACACGAGAGGAGGAGUCAGAUAAUUGGAACUGAAAGGCGACCUUCGUUGGGGCGGGUAGAACCUGCCUCUGAACACCCGCGGAAGUCGCUCUCACAGUCCCUCUUCCCCUUUGGCAACAGCAGCAGAAGCAGCAGCGGCAGCAGCAGAGACGCAGCAGCAGCAGCAGUAAUUUUGCGACACACUCAUACACUUACACACAAAAGCGCGUGACCAGCUGCCGCUUCACACACACACAACUUUUACUUGCUCAAAAUUUAUUGAUAAUGGCAAUUAUUCUGUUCACACUGAUCGGAUGCAUGCCGUAAAUUGUACAGUAAAAAUUAAAGCACAUCCGAAAUAAUGU